UUUCCUUAUUUUCUGGCCUUUUGCGGCCACCGUAGGCAGUGCGGCGAGAUGGCUGCCUCCAUGUUCGUGGGUACGGUGCGAGCGGCUUCAGGAAUCUUACGACCCCUGAAUAUUUUGGCAUCUUCAACCUACUGGAACUGUGCCAAGAAUGCCUGUCUUAAUUCUGCACUGAGAACUAUUCAUUUUAGACAUAUUCAGACACCAGUUGUUUCUGCUGCUCCUGGACUUGUCACAUCUCUCAGAAACCUGACAUGUGGGCAUACUGCAGCAGUAUUUAAUAGAGUGGCCCCCUUGGCUCCCAGUAUCCUGAAGCUGCCAGUCAGAACUGUAACAUACUGCAGCACACGGAAAGGCAAGAGAAAGACUGUAAAAGCUGUCAUCUAUCGCUUUCUUCGACUUCAUUCUGGCCUUUGGCUAAGGAGAAAGGCAGGUUAUAAGAAAAAAUUAUGGAAAAAGUCGACUGCAAGAAAGAAGAGCUUGAGAGAAUUUGUGUUCUGCAAUAAGACCCAGAGUAAACUCUUAGACAAAAUGACAACAUCUUUCUGGAAGAGGCGAAACUGGUAUGCUGAUGAUCCUUAUCAGAAGUAUCAUGAUCGAACCAACCUGAAAGUAUAGUUCAGAACUGUGAUAGAUUCCCACCUAUCAAAUGUGGAUCUUUCUGCACAUAAUAUCCUUGCAAAAAUGAUUAAAUAUUAAACAUGGUAUAAAUUA
Molecule: messenger RNA, 711 nt
Organism: Nannospalax galili (Upper Galilee mountains blind mole rat)
Lineage: Eukaryota; Metazoa; Chordata; Mammalia; Rodentia; Spalacidae
Gene: Mrpl35
Product: mitochondrial ribosomal protein L35
Exons: 4
Coding region: 49-615 (188 amino acids)
Biological process (GO): translation
Cellular component (GO): ribosome; mitochondrion
Molecular function (GO): structural constituent of ribosome
Source: RefSeq, a predicted model, not a curated record